Messenger RNA from Uranotaenia lowii, 2373 nucleotides. RefSeq lists its product as uncharacterized. The coding region runs from base 585 to 2177 and encodes 530 amino acids. The record is from RefSeq and is a predicted model, not a curated record. The transcript is spliced from 3 exons. NCBI's taxonomy places the organism in Eukaryota, Metazoa, Arthropoda, Insecta, Diptera, Culicidae.
CUUUAGUGAGUAGUUUGCGCUUCCAACGAGCGGUUUGAAUCUGUUGUUGUUUGGCUGUCGUCCCUUCUCGAGCUAAUCGAUCUAUACGAUCGAUCGAAUCCUGCAUUAGACGAUCGCCAACUUUAGGCUGUACCGUUACUAUUUAUCAAAGAGUUGAAGUACUUUCUUGAUCCUUCGAUUUUUUCGGGGAUUCAAAACCUAAAGUUACUUCUGGAACGAAUUCCUGCGAAGGACUCCCCGAAAUGGACUUCCUAGCUUACCAUCUGCUGCUUACUUCCUAGAACUUGUGAGUGAAGCCAAGGUUCGGACUGCCUAUUUUGGACACGAGCAAGCUUGAGCGAGUGGAGAAAAAAAGACAAUCGAACUAAGAAGCUGCCCGUUGAGGAAGUACCCGUAGAUAAGUAGUGUGAGACCUCGGAAGGUCGCUGAGUCUGAGAGUCUGGCGCAAUUAGUGGGAGUUGGUGACCUUUGUCGGCCGAAUGGCGGAGGAAGACAAGCCGGCAUGAAACAGAAACAACCUUUGAGACAACGUCAGCAUCAGCAUCAUCCGUUGCAGCUCUUCUAGAUGAAAGACCACCUCCAGAAUGUCUUUCCUACGAAACAUAAGGAACAACCUCAAAUCCUCGAGUGACAAUCACCGCGGCGGCAAUUCCAAGACGCGACCAUUCUCCGCAAACCAAGAGCCCAUCUAUGGGGCAACUUCGAUCUACGGAGCAGCAGAUCGCCGAAACAGUGCCUCAAAUGGACGCCGUGGAAGCAGCUCAAACAACACCACCAUCCGUAGGGAUCAGGAUCGAUCGGGUCGCUACGGAAAGGAAAAUCCGGCCCCGAUUGUAGUCUACGUGGACAAAUACGAAACGGUGAAGAAACCGGCCGGGAUUUUGAGGAAGAAUACCUUCACCAAGGGUGAUCCCCAGCAGCAGUACUACGAUCGGCACCACCAACAUGAUGAGGUGGAUUCGGGAGGUGAUCGGCAGCAGUUGAAACGAUCGAAUGGGACUUCCGGCGAUCGGGAAGAGCGUGGUGGAAAUGCCAUUAGCAGAAGCGAUACUUUUACGAUUGCGGAAUCGGAAGACGAACAACGAACGAAAAAUACGAGCACGUUCACCCGAAAGAAGAGUAAAGAUAAGACUCCGGAUCGCACCACUACAAAAGGAAAAGGAAAAAACUCGACGAGCGAAAAGCUCCCGGUUGUCAUCGAUUCUGGAACCUAUAGGAAAAAAUCCAUCAAAACAUCGAAACCGGUUCAGAAGGUGGAAAGUUUCAUCAAAAGAUUUGAGAAGAGCCUCUUCAAGAAUGACUCCAAGAAAAAUGGCCGCAAGGAUUCAAACUCUUCGCAGGGUUCCUAUGUACCCACAUUCAGAGACAUCGGCAUCAAUUGUAAGUUGGACGAAGAAGAACGAUCGUCUACGAUACGAGGAAGGAAGAAACGAGGAUCAAGAGAUUCACUCCUGGAACAACAUCAUCAGGAGCACAGCUCUUCUUCGCAGAGAAGCUACCGGGAUCGCAGCACUACGCCACAGAUCAAGCGACGGGAAAGGAGCAGUUCACCGACGAAAAAGUACGCUACUUUUGAUAGGAAGGAUAGAGGAGUAUCGCCAAUUGCUCCCGAGAGAUCCAAAACCAGAGCAAAGGACCGAAGCGUUUCUCCAUUCGAAACUUUGGAGCUCAAAUCGAAAUCGGUUGACAAUGACUAUCUCAAGGCACGUCAGAAGGAAAUCGAAAUGGGUUACAGCACUGUCAACAAGCGACCUUCAGCCGAUCGUAACAAUAAGUCUAUCCUGGUAAAUUCAAGCCGUACGGAGCGUUACGAUCCGGACAAAGGACAUUCAUACACGGUUACAACCAGUACUCAUCGGGUGGAGUUCGAUCGCCCAUCGGCCCAAUUUCGAUCGGAUACCUACAAUACCCUGAAGGAAGAAUACGAACAGGCUAACCGAAAGCCGGUGGGAAUUGCUAGUCCUCGUCUGAACGCAGAUCGACCUUUGCUGGGCCGUAGCCCUUCGCCGAUGUCCAAACAGCGCAAGGACUCCGCAGAACUGCCGAAGUACACCUUCGGAACGAAUCUACAGGAGCGACGUAGCAGAUUCCAGGAGUUCCAGAAGUCCUUCACCAAGAUAGACGACAACAGCAGCGCUGAAGUGUGCUAUCAGCAAAGUUUCUUCGUGCCAAUCUAAUCUUAUCAGAUGUUAUCAAAACCCAGCAGCGACUCAGUAAUCAAACGAAAGACUCCAGUCUAACCCCUUAAUACGCUUCCGAUAACGACCAACCUACCUACUAAGUACUUAGUUAACUCUCAGGAACUAAACAAUUCCAAAAACUGAUGAACGCAAAUAAAGAAAUCAUUCUCAGUACCAACCUUAAAAACCCAUA